AUGAAGACAUCAACCCUCUUUACUAUUUUCACUGCCAUGUGCGGUACUCUUGCGGCACCUACCGAACGCGGCGCAGGGUCGGGCGUCGGUAAUUUGAUCAGCACCGGCGGCAAAGUCUUCCGUAUUAAAAUCGAGCCCAUCGGCGAUGCGGGAGACCAAGUCUUCCAAUUCAGCUCAACACAGUUCGUCAAGGCCACCCCAGACCAAGUCGUUAACGGCACGACCAAGACUGGCGGUCUGCCCGGCGCUUCUGGAACAUAUAACUUUGGUAUCAACUCGCAAACCGAUACAAUCUGUUACAACAUCACGCUGUACGGCUUUCGGGGAGAGUAUCAGUCUCCAGCGGCCACCGCGACCCACAUUCACGAAGCCGCGCGCGGCGCAUCUGGGCCGCCCAGGAUCGCAUUUCCCAACCCACAGCCAGUGGCUGGCAACAAGGAUUUCCUGGCGCUGUCCGAGGACAAUUGGCAUGAGUCUUCGACGCAGAGCGAUGACGGGCUUUGCACGGUGGAGAGGAGUAGGGCAAAAAUCGACAAGGGCACACCUCGUGAUGCAAGCGGUCGCGCUCAACUGCUCAGGACCGAGAGGAAAAGCCGGCGCCUGCACCAAGUUACCCCGGCCACGCUGGUCAAGCCUGGCGAGAUGCCGGCAACACAACAACUGAGACGCAUCAGCAGCAACAUCGGCACACGGCUGGUUCGCUCAAGGGGGAUGCCACUCAGCCAACCUCGGGCGAAGCCGCGGACACGAUCGCACAAGGCAGAACGCAUCUAUCUCGGCAACCUUCUUUAUCGAAUCAAACCGGAUGAAGUCGAGGAGAUGUUGGCCACGAAUGGGUUCGGCGAAGAGGUCGAGACUGUCCAUAUUUCCAUCGACGCUAUGACCGGACGCAAUCCCGGCUACUGUUUCAUCGAUUUGAAGACUCGCACUGGAGCGCAAAUGGCCCUGGAGUCUUUGGCCGGUACUUCAAUUUCAAGGUCGACCGGUCAAAGUCGGCCCCUGCCAGCCGAAGCGAGCCGAAGCACGGUGGAGAAGUGCCGAUUACAAGCCGACAUUCCAAAGAUGGGAGGAACAGAGCAGGGUCCUUAUGGGGCGCUUGACCAUCUCAACGAGGUCAGGAAGGUAGGCGCGCCAGCUCGGGUGUUUGUUGGAGGGCUGGGCAAGAUGAUCAACCAGGUCGAGAACGAUAAGGAAAUCAGGGGUUAUUUCGAUGGCUUCAAUGUGUUCGUAUUCCUCUCUAUUACCGCUUUCGACUUCCUGCUCGAGAUACACAUUACAAAGCGGCGAAAACUUACUAAUGAAGCUGCAAAUUAUGAAGAAUCGCAAUCAGCAAACGAAUCGUCCCCAAUCCAUCCACGAGAACAAAGCCCGGAAAUCAUCAUUACUGUUUCGUCGAUUUCGAAAGCCCAGAGGCAGCCCAAGCUGCCAUAG
Molecule: messenger RNA, 1431 nt
Organism: Diaporthe amygdali
Lineage: Eukaryota; Fungi; Ascomycota; Sordariomycetes; Diaporthales; Diaporthaceae
Exons: 4
Coding region: 1-1431 (476 amino acids)
Molecular function (GO): RNA binding
Source: RefSeq, a predicted model, not a curated record